Messenger RNA from Cololabis saira (Pacific saury), 1706 nucleotides. RefSeq names its product retinol dehydrogenase 8-like. Gene Ontology annotation, molecular function: estradiol 17-beta-dehydrogenase [NAD(P)+] activity. The transcript has 7 exons. Lineage: Eukaryota; Metazoa; Chordata; Actinopteri; Beloniformes; Belonidae. Gene Ontology annotation, cellular component: cytoplasm. Bases 59 to 1012 code for a protein of 317 amino acids. The record is from RefSeq and is a predicted model, not a curated record. Gene Ontology annotation, biological process: estrogen biosynthetic process.
UGAGCCGUUUGUCUGCAGGACUCUCGGUUUGCCAGCCAAGUGGAGAAACAGGUGAACCAUGGUGAGUCCUGAACAGAAAGUGGUGCUGAUCACCGGCUGCUCCUCCGGGAUCGGCCUGAGGAUGGCCGUGAUGCUGGCCAAGGAUGAGAAGAAGCGCUAUCAUGUAAUAGCCACAAUGCGUGAUCUGAAACGGAAAGACAAGCUGGUGGAAGCUGCUGGAGAUGCAUAUGGGAAAACUCUUUCUCUGGCUGUUCUGGACGUUUGUAGUGAUGAGUCGGUAAAUCAAUGCAUCAAUGGCAUCAAAGACCGACACGUGGAUGUCCUUAUCAAUAAUGCAGGCAUCGGCCUGGUGGGCCCAAUAGAAAGCAUCCCCAUUGAAGAGAUGAAGAAAGUUUUCGAGACCAAUUUUUUUGGGGUGAUCCGGAUGAUCAAGGAGGUGAUGCCCGAUAUGAAGAAAAGAAGAGGAGGACACAUCAUCGUGGUCAGUAGUGUUAUGGGACUACAAGGGGUGGUGUUCAAUGACGUCUACGCAGCUUCCAAGUUUGCCAUGGAGGGCUUUUGUGAGAGUUUAGCUGUGCAGCUCUUGAAGUUUGAUGUAACACUGUCACUUAUUGAGCCAGGUCCGGUGCACACAGAAUUUGAGGCAAAGAUGAUUCAAGAUGUGAAGCAGAAGGAGUAUCCUGGUGCUGAUCCGGACACAGUGCAUUACUUCAAGAACGUCUAUCUCCCAUCUUCCGUGGACAUCUUUGAGACUCUGGGGCAAACACCGGAUGACAUUGCCAGAUGUACCAAGAAAGUUAUUGAAGCAAGCAGUCCACGUUUCAGAAAUCUGACCAACCCACUUUACACACCAAUCGUUGCGCUGAAAUACGCGGAUGAAACUGGAGGCCUGUCUGUUCGUGCCUUCUACCACAUGCUCUUUAACCUGGGUCCUCUGAUGCACAUCAGCAUGACUGCCAUGAAGUAUCUCACCUGUGGAUGUCUGAGGAGCAGGACAAUUUCACCAAACUGAAAACCAUCUCUGACAUGCGCAGCCCAUGUCAGUAACACCAUAGGAGUGUGUAAACUACGUACCAAGUUGAUUUUGUUAUCUGGAGAUGAUUAAAAAAACAUAUUUUGUUCUCAAUGUUGUGAUGCAAAAUGUUUCCUGUCACAAAUAGACAAAAGUCAAAAACAAAUCCUGCAUGAACAAUUUCCAAGAGGUUAUCUUAUUAUUUACUGUUACUUCCUGUCAUGGUUUAUAUAGGUCGUCUGUUUUAUGAGUAUAUCCUGGUUUGUAUGGCAUUUUAGUUUGUGCAUAAAUAGCAAAUGUGUACAUACUGUCUAGUUGUAUAUAAAUGCUGUACAUCUUUAUAUUUUUUAUCCUACCCAGAGUGCCAAAUGAGUAGGAUUUGCAGUUAUGAGACAACACACUGAAACCUCAUUACAUUAGUUUACCCCCAUGUGUAUCAAGUUGGUGCACACCAAGAAAUUUGUAGCCUGUGCAUCUCUGUACAUACUGUAUUUUUCUAAUACUGUCAGCAUUUCUGUACGGACUAACCGAAGUCUAGUACUGGUGGAGGAUUUAGUUUAGGCGUAAAGCGGUUGUAUACAAUAACCAUAAUGAUGAUAAAUGUGUUGGGGGGGGCAAAUUAACAACUUAAUUAUAAUAAUGGUAUAACUAUUUUCAUGACAUUUUUAAUCACUGUUAAUGGGGAUUUGGGAGC